This is a messenger RNA of Talaromyces atroroseus, 522 nucleotides long. RefSeq lists its product as hypothetical. Gene Ontology annotation, biological process: regulation of DNA-templated transcription. Bases 1 to 522 code for a protein of 173 amino acids. The transcript has 3 exons. Lineage: Eukaryota; Fungi; Ascomycota; Eurotiomycetes; Eurotiales; Trichocomaceae. The record is from RefSeq and is a predicted model, not a curated record. Gene Ontology annotation, molecular function: zinc ion binding; DNA-binding transcription factor activity, RNA polymerase II-specific.
AUGAAUAACCAAGCCGAUCGAAUGAAGGGAUAUCGCUAUAUUGCGCCCCGACACGUCGACGUACAGAGGAUACAAAUGUCGCUACCGUCACAUGCUGAGGAAGGAAAGACUAAGCGCGCAUCGAUGGCUUGUUUAGAAUGCAAAAAGAGGCGGACAAAGUGCAGCACCGGCAGGCCCUGCUCAGAGUGUGCUACCCACGAACGCGAAUGUAUAUAUGACGAGACUGCCGAUAAACGCCGCAAAGAACACGUUAUGUCAACGAAGAAUCAACUGCAAGCUACCGAGGAAGUCCUUGGCUUUUACCAUAAAUUUUUGGAGGAUCUUUUGGAGUCUCUUCGCUUAGGCAGUAAAGGCCAACUCCACGAGUUAGUGGAAGUGGUUCAAAGCACUGUUAGGAAUCAUUUGCCCGAGGAACAGGGCGGUUAUGAGAGAAUCAAAGAAACUGUCUAUUCCAUACUUGCAGACUAUGAAGAUGCGGAAGGGACUAGUGAUGUAGAGAUCGGGCAGGAUAUAAUCUCUUGA